Molecule: messenger RNA, 1758 nt
Organism: Pyrenophora tritici-repentis Pt-1C-BFP
Lineage: Eukaryota; Fungi; Ascomycota; Dothideomycetes; Pleosporales; Pleosporaceae
Source: RefSeq, a predicted model, not a curated record
AUGUCUCGCUCCCCCAACAUCCCCGCCGCAGCCGCAAGGCUCCUCCUCCUCUCUUCUUUGCCCCUGGCACUAGCCUACCCUCAGAUGAUCCCGCCCUUCGAACUGCUCAAUGCUACAUCUGACGCUGUACCGGUAUCCACUUCCGCUGUUGUCCCAGAAGAAACACCCAUCUACAACUACAGUGAUCCAUCCAUCACCUACGAUUACUUCACCGCGUCGCCCGUGCCCACAUCCACUUCUUCCAGUAGCGUCGACUUCUAUGGCUUCACGACUACAGAUUCCGCACCGGAGGCCACUGCGACCGUCAUCUCUGAUCCUGGUAUGACGACGCCUCUGGACCCCAUUUUUAUGCCUUCUUCGGUGUAUCCCUUCCCAACUACGCCGGAUGUUAGUGUGAAGACCUUCCUUGCAGUUGUGCAGCCGCUGUUGGAUAUCAUUCAGAAUCUUCUUCCGCCGUCGACUGUUCGGGAUGUGUUUGGUCCGUACUCGAGUGAAUCAUUGGAGAUGAAGAAGAGGAGCACGGAAGCUGUUGGUACGGGUCUACCGACUGGUCUCCCGACUGGUAUACUGGAUGUCAAUACACUUAUUGUUGCGCUUGUCAAGCAGGCCCUGGCUAUCCUGAACAGCACUCCGGCUGAUAGCGUAACCAAGGCAGUUCCACUUGAUGCUGCAACUGGCGCGGUUGGCACUGUAACCAAUACCGCUGGUGGGUUACCUGUUGGUGCUGUCACUGGUACAGUUGGAGGUGCCACGGGUGGUCUUCUUGUUGUCGGUGGUCUGACUGGUGGAAGCAUCGCCAGUAGAGCACUGCGACGUCGUCAGCUCUCUGGCUUAGGGAGCGUUGUUAGUGCCCCCAAGGCUGUCCCACCACUUGUUCAGUCUAUCACUGGUGCUGCGACUGGUAGCACAGGGAGUCUUCCAGUUGUUGGGAGUUUGCCUGUUAACCCCGGUUCAGUUGUCAGCACGGCUACCGGUGCUGUAUCUGGAAAAACUGGAAGCCUUCCAGGCGUCGGCAGUCUACCUGUUAAUCCAAACUCUGUCCUCAACACAGCCACCGGAGGUGCUGGAUCCGUCGCUGCUGGAGUGCCUCUUGUGAACAACGUGGUACCGGGAGGCAUCUCCGUCACCGGCAGCCUACCCACCUCUCUCGACCCUGCGUCAAUCGCCAACACGGUAACUGGUGCAGCUGGAGGUGUCAGCUUAGCUGGCAAUCUACCCGUCAACCCAUCGACCGUCGUCGGCACCGUAACCAACGCGCUCCCUGCCCCCGCCGCAAACCUCGUCCCAAGCAAUGUAACCAGCACGAUUUCCCCAGCACAGCUCAGUGUCGUGAUCUCGCUCCUCAACGCAGCUAUUAGUCUCCUACUCGGUAAUCUCAAUCUCGAUAUCGUCGGUGGUCUCACCAAACGCUCCACCGACGUCUCCCUAUCCAGCCCCACACAUGCUGAAUUCUAUAAGCGCGAAGCCUUUUAUCCCGUUCCCGUCCGCACCAUGCGUCAUGAAGAAAGGAAACGCCAGGGUACAAACGUCAACUUUGGUGCUUCUAGCUUGGAUAAUGCUGCGCACUUGAGUAAUGGGGAGUUGAUGGCUCUUCUGGGCGCUGAUGGUAGCUUGGAUCCCAUGGGCUUGAUGGCACAGGAGGAUCAGUCUGAGGAUGCUUACUAUUCUUCUGCGCCUGGUGGUGCGAACUCUGCUGAGCAGUACUAUCCGCCCAUGGGCGACGACGUGGUGCCAGCGUUUGAGGGCUACUCUGAGUAA